This is a messenger RNA of Eremothecium cymbalariae DBVPG#7215, 1863 nucleotides long. RefSeq names its product replication factor A subunit protein RFA1 (gene RFA1). Gene Ontology annotation, molecular function: DNA binding. The record is from RefSeq and is a predicted model, not a curated record. The transcript has a single exon. Bases 1 to 1863 code for a protein of 620 amino acids. NCBI's taxonomy places the organism in Eukaryota, Fungi, Ascomycota, Saccharomycetes, Saccharomycetales, Saccharomycetaceae. Gene Ontology annotation, cellular component: nucleus. Gene Ontology annotation, biological process: DNA repair; DNA replication; DNA recombination.
AUGAUGACGUUGAAUACAACUGUAAGUACGGGUGAUUUGGCGACUAUUUUUAAGGAUAGGUCGAGGUAUGAAAAUCCAGUCGGGGGCUAUUAUCAAUGUUCGCAAACAAAGAAGGCGGAACAGGUGGCGACUAGUAAGAAGAAUUUAAUAUUGAUUAAUGAUGGUACAUACCAUAUGAAAGCGUUGUUAAGAGGGGAAGCAUCUCAGAAGGCUUUGAGUCAGAAUUUGAAGAGAGGGGACAUUUUCCGGGUAGUGACAGGAGAACCUGCGGUUAUCAAGGAGAAGAAGAAGUUUGUAUUGAUUAUUGAUGAUUUUGAAAUAACCAAGAGAGAUGCAGAUGUGAAUGCACAUACUGAGUUUAUCGAUGCGUACUUUGCGGCUCAUCCAAAUGAGGUGGUGAAUUUAGAGGGCGUUGGGAACGAAGGUCAAGAUAUGUCGCCAUCUCCAACUUUAGGAUCUGGAGCUCUAGGCAAUCCUGUGCAGUCAGUGCAUAGACAGUCAGAAGUUCAACUACAACAGAGCAACCAAUUUUCAGGAAAUGAAUCCCAAAAGUCCAAGCCUAUAUUUGCUAUUGAACAGCUUUCUCCCUAUCAAAACAUGUGGACAAUAAAGGCGCGAGUAUCCUUUAAAGGCGAUAUCAAGACAUGGCACAACCAACGCGGUGAAGGUAAACUCUUUAAUGUUAAUUUCUUGGACACUUCUGGAGAAAUUCGUGCUACUGCAUUCAAUGAUAAUGCUAUGAAGUAUUUUGAAAUUUUACAAGAGGGAAAGGUGUAUUAUGUUUCCAAGGCUAGAAUACAGCCAUCUAAACCGCAGUUUUCCAACUUAAAACAUCCUUAUGAGUUGCAGUUGGAUAGGGACACUGUUGUGGAAGAAUGUUUUGAGGCUACUGAUGUUCCAAAGAUGAACUUUAGUUUUGUGAAGUUGGAUCACCUAUCUAGUAUGGAGGCAAAUUCCAGUGUUGACGUCUUGGGUAUUAUUCAGACAGUGAAUCCUCCAUUUGAGAUGACCGCCAAAUCAGGAAAAAAGUUUAACCGUCGUGACAUUGUGAUUGUCGAUGAUACCGGCUAUUCCAUCAGCGUUGGCCUAUGGAACGAACAAGCAGUGGACUUCAAUUUGCCGGAGGGUUCCGUUAUUGCCGUGAAAAGUGCAAGAGUAACUGAUUUCGCGGGCAAAUCUUUGUCCAUGGGGUUCUCUAGUACCCUUCAUCCAAAUCCUGAUAUCCCUGAAGCUUACGCCAUAAAAGGAUGGUAUAAUGCCAAGGGCAGCGAAACCAAUUUCCAUUCUUUAAAAACAGAAGCAGGCGAAUCGGGCGCGGUUAAAUUCAUCGCUAACCGUAUCACAAUCGGUAGGGCUAAAGAGGAAAAUCUUGGCAGAAGUGAGAAAGGUGAUUAUUUUAAUGUUAAAGGAGCGAUCAACUUUCUAAAGGUUGAUAACUUUGCAUAUCCUGCAUGCUCCUCUGAAGGUUGUCAAAAGAAAGUGAUUGAACAAACUGAUGGUACAUGGAGAUGUGAAAAAUGUCAAGUUGACCAUCCUAAUCCAAAAUGGAGGUACAUGCUGACAAUAUCUAUUCUGGAUGAAACAUCUCAAAUCUGGUUGACACUGUUUAAUGACCAAGCAGAAAAAUUGUUGGGCAUGGAUGCGAACACAUUAACAAAGCUGAAGAACACGGAUUCUGAACAAUUCCAGAGAGUAACACAAAGCGUACAAAUGAAUGAAUUCGAUUUCAGGAUUAGGGCCCGUGAAGAUACUUAUAAUGAAGAGACAAGGGUUAGAUAUACUGUAGUAAAUCUUUAUCCGCUGAGAUGGAAGACUGAGUCCGAAUUUUUAGCUGAAGAAUUGUCUAAAACUUUCUUAAAUUGA